AAUGGCUUCACUCCUCUGUACAUGGCUGCUCAGGAGAAUCAUCAGAAGGUGGUCAGAUACCUGCUGGACCAUGGCUCCACACAGGGCAUCGCUACAGAGGACGGCUUCACCCCCCUGGCCGUGGCGUUGCAGCAGGGACAUGACCAGGUGGUCUCUCUGCUCCUGGAGAACGACACUAAAGGGAAGGUCCGCCUCCCGGCGCUCCACAUCGCCGCCCGCAAGGACGAUACCAAGGCUGCUGCACUGCUGCUCCAGAUCGACCACAACGCAGAUGUAGAGUCCAAGAUGAUGGUGAAUAGGACCACAGAGAGUGGCUUCACUCCGCUGCACAUUGCUGCUCACUACGGCAACAUCAACGUGGCAACGCUCCUCCUCAACCGCGGCGCAGCCGUUGACUUCAAGGCCAGGAAUGACAUCACGCCGCUUCAUGUGGCUUCUAAGAGAGGGAACGGCAACAUGGUCAGACUACUGCUGGAGAGGGGAGGCAAGAUAGACGCCAGGACCAAGGACGGUCUGACCCCUCUCCACUGUGGCGCCAGGAGCGGACAUGAACAGGUGCUGGAGAUGCUGCUAGACAGAGGAGCCCCCAUCCUGUCCAAAACUAAGAACGGUCUAUCUCCCCUCCACAUGGCCACCCAGGGGGACCAUCUGAACUGUGUUCAGCUCCUGCUACACCACGAUGUUCCUGUUGAUGAUGUCACCAACGACUACCUGACGGCCCUGCAUGUCGCCGCCCACUGCGGACACUACAAGGUUGCCAAGGUCAUUGUGGACAAGAAGGCCAAUCCCAACGCUAAAGCACUGAAUGGUUUUACGCCGCUCCACAUCGCCUGCAAGAAGAACAGAAUCAAAGUGAUGGAACUGCUGCUGAAACACGGAGCGUCCAUACAGGCUGUGACGGAGUCGGGUCUCACUCCCAUCCAUGUGGCGGCUUUCAUGGGACACGAUAACAUUGUGACUCAGCUGACGAAUCACGGAGCUUCGCCAAACACAACUAAUGUGAGAGGAGAGACAGCGCUCCACAUGGCAGCGAGGGCCGGACAGCCUGACGUGGUCAAAUACCUGAUUCACAACGGAGCCAGAGUGGAGGCCAAGGCCAAGGACGACCAGACACCACUCCACAUCUCCAGUCGUCUUGGGAAGCCUGACAUCGUGUUGCAGCUGCUGCAGAAUGGGGCGUGUCCUGACGCCACUAACACCUCCGGCUACACCCCCCUACACCUGGCUGCCAGAGAGGGGCACAGAGACAUCGCCUCAGUCCUCCUUGACCAGGGGGCGUCUCCGGACAUCACUACCAAGAAGGGCUUCACUCCCCUCCAUGUUGCAGCUAAGUAUGGGAAGAUAGAAGUGGUCAACCUUCUGCUGCAGAGACACACUGCGCCCGAUGCAGCUGGGAAGAGUGGCCUGACUCCUCUCCAUGUAGCUGCUCACUAUGACAACCAGAAGGUGGCUCUGCUGCUGCUGGACCAGGGAGCUUCACCGCACGCUGCUGCUAAGAAUGGAUACACUCCUCUCCACAUCGCGGCUAAGAAGAACCAGAUGGAGAUAGCCACAACGCUACUGGAGUACGGAGCCGACACCAACGCUAUGACACGCCAGGGCAUCACACCGCUGCACUUGGCCUCUCAGGAGGGCAACGUAGACAUCGUUACCCUGCUACUAGCCAGGGACGCCACCAUCAGCCUGGGCAACAAGAGUGGUCUGACUCCUCUCCACCUGGCAUCUCAGGACGACAAGGUCAACGUAGCUGAGGUGCUGGUUAACCAGGGGGCCACUGUUGACCCAGAGACUAAGAUGGGAUACACUCCGCUGCACGUGGCGUGUCACUAUGGAAACGUGAAGAUGGUCAACUUCCUGCUAAAGAACCAGGCCAAGGUCAACGCCAAAACCAAGAACGGCCACACCCCCCUUCACCAGGCGGCCCAGCAAGGCCACACCCACAUCAUCAACGUCCUGCUGCAGCACGGAGCCUCUCCCAACCACCUGACUGUGAAUGGUAACACAGCCCUGUCCAUCGCCAGGAGACUGGGGUACAUCUCUGUAGUGGAUACUCUGAAGGUCGUCACCGAGGAAACACAGACCACUCUGACGGUGACCGAGAAGCAUAACAUGAACAUUCCAGAAACCAUGAACGAGGUUCUGGACAUGUCAGAUGAUGAGGGUGAGGAUGCGAUGGCAGGCGACAUGGAUAAGUACCUGGCACCCCAGGACCUGAGAGAGCUGGGAGACGACUCUCUGCCCCAGGAGGGAUACGUGGGCUUUAGCAUCGGAGCCCGCAGCGCCAGCCCUAAGGUCUGCAGCGUGCGGUCCUUCAGUUCGGAUAGGUCCAACACCCUGAACAGGACCUCUUACACCAGAGACAGCAUGAUGAUCGAAGAGAUACUGGCUCCUACCAAGGACACGGGUGCCUGUAAAGACAUGUCCUUCAUAACUGAGCCUCAGAAUAAGGUGGCCAGCAGAGACUGUGACUCUAACUCUCUGAGACACUAUAGCUGGACAGCUGACACCUUGGACAACAUCAACAUGGUCUCCAGCCCCAUACACUCUGGCUUUUCCUCUCCUCUACCUCAGUAUGACUCCAGGUUCCUGGUUAGUUUCAUGGUGGACGCGCGCGGCGGCUCCAUGCGGGGAAGUCGUCAUAACGGGAUGCGCAUUAUCAUCCCGCCCAGGAAGUGCACGGCUCCGACACGCAUUACCUGCCGCCUGGCGAAGAGGCACAAGCUGGCCACUCCCCCACCGAUGGUGGAUGGAGAGGGAUUGGCCAGCAGGCUGGUGGAGGUGGGGCCUGCUGGAGCUCAGUUCCUGGGCCCUGUGAUCGUGGAGAUCCCCCAUUUUGGUUCAAUGAGGGGGAAGGAGAGAGAGCUGAUCAUGCUGAGGAGUGAGAACGGAGAGACCUGGAAGGAACAUCAGGACGACUACAAGACAGAUGACCUCAAUGAGCUGCUCAACGGCAUGGAUGAAGAGCUGGACAGUGCCGAGGACCUGGAGAAGAAGCGUAUCUGUCGCAUCAUCACCAAGGAUUUCCCACAGUACUUUGCGGUGGUGUCUCGUAUCAGACAGGAGAGCAGCCAGAUGGGCCCAGAGGGAGGAGUCCUCUCCAGCCUGACACUCCCAUUGGUCCAGGCCUCCUUCCCCGAGGGGGCGCUCACCAAAAAGAUACGCGUGGGACUGCAGGCCCAGCCGGCUCCUGAUGACAUGGUGAAGAAGAUCCUUGGUAACCGGGCAACCUUCAGCCCCAUAGUGACGGUGGAACCUCGACGCAGGAAGUUCCACAAACCCAUCACCAUGACGAUCCCGGUCCCGCCCCUGUCAGGGGAGGGGGUUAGCAAUGGCUACAAGGGAGACUCCACCCCCUGCCUGAGGUUGCUAUGCAGCAUCACCGGCGGAACCUCUCCUGCCCAAUGGGAGGACAUCACUGGGACCACACCCCUAACCUUCGUCAACGACUGUGUCUCCUUCACUACCAAUGUCUCUGCCAGGUUCUGGCUAGCUGACUGCCACCAGAUCCCAGAGACAGUAGGCCUGGCCAGCCAGCUUUACAGAGAGCUCAUCUGUGUUCCUUACAUGGCCAAGUUCGUGGUGUUCGCCAAGAUGAACGACCCUAUGGAGUCCCACCUGCGCUGCUUCUGUAUGACAGACGACAAGGUGGACAAAACCCUGGAACAGCAGGAGAAUUUUGAGGAGGUGGCCAGGAGCAAAGACAUUGAGGUUCUGGAGGGGAGGCCCAUCUAUGUGGACUGCUAUGGUAACUUAGCUCCUCUGACCAAGGCUGGACAGCUACUGGUGCUCAACUUCUACGCAUUCAAAGAGAACCGGCUUCCUUUCUGUGUGAAGGUCAGAGACAACAGCCAGGAGCCGUGUGGCCGUCUGACGUUCCUGAAGGAGACCACUAAGACCACUAAGGGUCUCCCCCAGACGGCCGUGUGUAACCUGAACAUCACCCUACCUGCGCUGAAGAAGGAAAUGGAGUCAGACCCAGAUGAAGAGACAGAAAAGCCAGAACGACGUCAUACCUUUACAUCUCUAGCCUUACGUAAGCGUUACAGCUAUCUCGCCGAGCCCGCCAUGAAAACAGUUGAGCGAAGCACAGCAAGAACACUGCCUGCUGGUUACGCUCACAAACCUGUCUUUUCAACAAGAUCUUACCAGGCAUGGUCGGCUGCGCCUCUUCCCCACACUGUCCAAGCAAGGUGUGGACUGGGCGCCCUCUCCAGCUCACCGUCCAACACACCAUCUGCAUCGCCACUAAAGUCUGUCUGGUUGCUCUCCUCUGCCUCUCCAAUCAAAUCCACCCUCGGAGCCUCACCAUCACAUUCAGUCAAGUCCUCUGGCGACGUAGCUUCUUCACCUGUCAGAUCCUAUAGAACUAUGGCCUCCCCUGUUAAGACUGUUGUACAGCAGGCCCAGUACCCUGUCCAGGUCUCUGCCAGUCUGGUGUCCUCUUCCUCUAAACCUGGAGCAGAUCCUGUCUUCAUUAAAGGACUAUCCACCCCGUUUUCUUCCAGGACCACCCCAGCCUCUAGCACAGGGUCUGUUCCAGAUAGAUCAACCAUGACUCAACCUAAAUCUCCCAAGUCCACAGCCAACAUGUACAACUCUAGAUUACCCUUAAAAUCAGUCCUGUCCUCAUCAUCCUCCUCCCCUGUCAGAACCAUCGCUGGCCUGUCCUCAUCCUCCUCCCCUGUCAGAACCAUCGCUGGUCUGUCCUCAUCCUCCUCCCCUGUCAGAACCAUCGCUGGCCUGUCCUCAUCCUCCUCCCCUGUCAGAACCAUCGCUGGUCUGUCCUCAUCCUCCUCCCCUGUCAGAACCAUCGCUGGCCUAUCCUCAUCCUCCUCCCCUGUCAGAACCAUCGCUGGCCUGUCCUCAUCCUCCUCCCCUGUCAGAACCAUCGCUGGCCUGUCCUCAUCCUCCUCCCCUGUCAGAACCAUCGCUGGCCUGUCCACUACUUCAGCUACGUCUAAGGUGAAGCCCCUCCCCUCUCUGUCCUCACCAGCCCACUCCUCAGAAGCCUCUGCUAUGGUGAAUGGAUUAGUUUCUCCCAUGAAGUAUGCCUCUUCUUCUCAGUCCUCCUCCCCCUCUCCCUCCUCCCCCUGCUCCUGUCUGCUCUCUGAUAGGUCUAUCAGUCUGCAGGAGAGGAUACAGCCCACCCCUCCCACUGCCACGUCCAAUGUUAGUGCAGCUAUAAAUGAGGCUGAAAGGACAUUUAACUCUUCGGGGUACGGAACACUCAAAUCAGUGUCCUCCUCACGUAGAUCGGACAACUCAACUUCUGUCUACGGCUCUAUGAGGUCUCAAACCUCUUCCACCACCUCAGCAACAUACAAUACAAUGACUGUACCAGUGUACUCUUUUCUCGAUGUUGUGACCGAGUCCGAAGUGAAAAAAGGGCCGGGGUCGCUGAAGAUGUCGCCUGCAGACUCUCGCAGGUCAAAGACGGCAGUGAAGUCCCCUCCUUACAUCACCCCCCCAGGGCUCACUCUAACCCCGCCCUCCUCCCUGUCCUCCAAUCAGGACAUCCUGAAAGACGUGGCCGAUAUGAAGGAGGACCUGAUCAGGAUGACGGCCAUCUUACAGACUGACCCCAGAACGGCCAGGAACGUUCCGUCUCAGACACCUAAAGAGCCUAAGAUGGAGGAUGAGGAGCCCUUCACGAUAGUAGAGAAAGUGAAGGAGGAUCUAGUUAAAGUCAGUGAGAUACUGACCAAGGAUGUGGUGAGUGAUAGUCAAGCCUGUAGAGGGAAGCCCUCUGAGGAGGAGUGGGAGGAAUUCUCUAAAGAUGAGUUAGAGGAAGCCCAGCAAAGUGCUGAGGAAUUCUUUCACCCCCCAUUUGAUGCUAACACCCUCUCCUUUAGGCCCCAGUCUAUGCCCAGUAAAGAGUUGAAUCUAGCCCAGGUUGUUGACUACCUGGCCAAUGACAUAGGCGCUAGUUCUCUUUCUAAGAUGGCCGAGAUGAAGAGCCGAUAUGAGGAGGCGAAAAGGGAAGGGGAGGACAAACAGAAACUGAAGAAACUCAAGAUGCCGCCGCCCCCAGGCAUGCGCACCUCUGCCUCGGAGAAAGACUUAUGUAAACUAGCAGAGACGUAUAAUGGACCUGACGCCAUAUUGGAGUCACCAGAGGACUUCUCUCAUGAGCAGGAUAAGAGUCCUCUGUCAGACAGCGGCUUUGAGACCAGGAGUGAAAAGACUCCUUCAGCCCCCCAAAGUGCAGAGAGCACAGGGCCCAAACCCCCCUUCACUGACCCCAUCCCCCCCUGCAUCACCGAGACUAGGACCGAGGUGGUCCAUAUCAGGAGCUACGAGCGCCCAGACGGACCCGGUGAGGCGCUGAUGGAGGAGGCAGCCUCAGCAUCGCCGGCUUGCAUUGAACCAGAGGUCUCCGCCGCCUUCAUCAAAGACAAAGUCAAAUCAUUCCAGAUGAAAGUGUCUGACGACUCUGACUCUGUCGUUAGCAAGAGCAUGAGGCUCAAAGAGGAGACCCACAUCACCACCACGACGCGCAUGGUUUACCACAAGCCGCAGCUGAAGGACGGCUCUGAGAGGAUCGAAGAGACCAUGUCAGUCAGAGACAUCAUGAAAGCAUUCCAGUCCGGAAGGGACCCCUCCAAGGAACUAGCUGGACUGUUUGAGCACAAGGCUGGCCAGGACUCUGUCAAAGGGGAUGAACUCACCCCUAGGUUCCUUGAUAACGACACUAAAGCCAAUAGAAUAAUGGAGGUUCACAUAGAAAAAGAAGGAAACACAUUCCAACCAACUGAGGUGAUUAUCAGGGAGACCAAGAAUCAUCCAGACUCUUAUUUCUAUAAAGGAGACAGUAGAAUCCAAGAACUGCCUAAUUACAACGAGGCGCAGCAGGAAGGGGAGGAGCUUACUGCUGAUGAUAGCCGGCCCAGCUCCGCUCAGCUCAUGGCCGAUGACUCCUAUCACGAUGACGAGCUCUCUGAACUCAGGGGAGAGUCUUACAGGUUCGCUGAGAAGAUGCUCCAUUCUGAGAAACUAGACAUAGCCCACUCUGAUACAGAGGACUCUAUGGCCGACCAAACACACCGUAUGACCUCAGAGUCGCAUGGGGCAGAGAGCGAUUACGGUGAGAAAGGGGCUGUGCCCAGGAAAGAGUUCACUUUCAAGUCAUCAAAGGAUACAUCCUUUAAGUCAGGUAAAUGUUCACAUAAGGAUGACCAGUUUGACAAAGUGACAGUGUUGCAUUACACCGCAGAGCCAGGCAGUCCAAAACAUGCCGUUUGGAUGCGCUUCACCGAGGACAAGCUGGACAGGAACAGAGAGAAGCUCAUCUACGAGGACCGCGUGGAUCAAACUGUCAAGGAAGCGGAGGAGAAACUAAGCGAGGUCUCUCAGUUUUUCCGUGACAAAACUGAGAAACUGAACGACGAGCUGCAAUCCCCGGAGAAAAAGCCUCCAAAGAGAGACCCCAGGGAGACCAGGUCUGGGCCCAGCUCCACCUGUGGUAGCCCAGAGAAAACCCAGCAGAAAGCCAAGGCAGAGAGGGAGGAGUGGGGCAAGGGAAGGGGGAACAUACUGUUCAGUAGUACGACUGAGAGGAAGAGCUCUAGUCUACCCAACAGUCCAGAGAGAGCUGUUCUCUCCCGCUUCAGUGAGGAGACAUCCAAACAGCAGACAAAGGUGGAGGAAUGGUCUGAGCCAAGCCAUGUUAAAGCCUCCACCUCUAGAGUGAGCUCUGUUAGGAUGAAGUUUGAAUCAGAGGCUCAGAACCAAGAUAAGAGGAGUUCUCAGCUAGUACAGUCCACACCCCCAGUCAGCAGGCUGCAGGAGAGCAAACUGCCGGUGGAUCAACUGUUCACUGGAGGAAAGACAACUAAAGGGUCUGAGGCCACAGAGGAAGGAAGUCCUUCUAAAAAGAGUCCAGAGAAACCCAAAGGACCUGCCUCAAAUAGCAGUAAGUCAGUUGUCUCAUCAGCUGCCCCAAAACAAUCAGGAGACAAACGGACUAAUAAGAACCUACUAUACACCACAGCCCAAAAACACCUAACAGGGCAGACUGAUAAAGAACCAGAGGAAACAACCCCAAGGCAGACUGAUAAAGACCCAGAGGAAACAACCCCAAGGAGCCAGGAGAGGAUUGGGACCCCAACGAGCCAGGAGAGGAUUGGGAUCAGUAAGGGUGGAAAGGGACCAGCAUCACAUGACACACCCAAGGAGAGAAGUGGUGAAGGUGAAAAAGCAGACGUUUCCGGAAGGGAUUCUCCUUCCAGACAGGUCGCAUCAAGUCCCACAACCAAUAGGGUUGCUCAUUCUGAACCUGUGUCUAAAGACUAUGGGGAUGCACCAAACAAGAAUGUUAGAAAAAGGCCAGAGUCCCAGAUCCCAGUCAGGUCUGUGUCUAGUCACUCAGACAGCGAUCAGUCAAAGAAAGCAAAACAAGACACAGUAAUUAAGCCAUCUGAAAAGACAUCCCAAAUCCCCAUACUAACUAUGAACAGAAUGCAGGUCAGCCCAGUAACAAGCCCUAUAAAGACAGAAGAACUAACAGACACGUCUCUAGAAAUAUUAGAUAACGCACCAAAAGAUUCUAACUUGAACAAUGUGCGUGACACUUGCACAAGAGAAAAACAAGAGAGAUUAGCACCAGAGAAAACCACCACCAGAGAAAACUUCAAAAGCAUCAAAACAUUACCUGUGUAUGUGAGUGUCCAGGUGGGUAGGCAGGGAGAAAGAGAGGGCAGAGGAGGGGUACUGUACAAACAGAAACAGCCCUCAUCGCCUCAGGCCAGUCCUGAUGAUGACACGCUAGAGCAGGUCUCUUUCAUAGACAGCUCAGGGAAGAGUCCCCUCACCCCAGAGACCCCCAGCUCAGAGGAGGUCAGCUAUGACCUCACCUCCAGAACACCAGACUCCAUCCUGGGCUUCAUGCCCUUCCAGCCCAGCCCUAUUCCAGAGGUCUCUGAGGACUCCUCAGAGGACGAGCAGGGCCAGGACUUUUCCUUCAAGGACUUCCCACCAGAGAGACCUAAUGUCACAGCAGCUGACCUUAAGAAUGGAAACCACCAGGCUGGACAGACGCCUAAAGACAAAGGAGUAGCGUACAUCCAGUUCCCCCCUCCGCCUCCCCUGGACUCUGAGCAGUCCAACCCUGAGAAGAAGAAGAAGGAGGGAUCAUGUGGUUCCUUGGAGACGGAGAUGAUGGAGGUCAAUCUCCAGGAAGAGCAUGAUAAACACUUCCUUACGGAGCCCAUCAUCAGAGUCCAGCCCCCCUCCCCGGUCCCCCCCGGGGCUGAUGACAGUGACUCUAGUGAUGAUGAGUCCGUCUUCCAGCCCCUCUCCUUUAAGAAAUACACCUUUAAGAUCUCAGAGGGGCAGGAGCAGGAGGACAAGAGUGGGUCCAAAUCCCCAAAACAGGAUAAAAACAGAAACAACAAAGAGCCAGGAACUAACAGAACUAAUGGAAGUAAUGGAAUUUACGAAGCUGGUAAAACAGUGGAGUACGACUCUGAACAGAAUGGAAACGACCAGUCCAUAACAGACUGUUCUAUCGCCUCGACGCCAGAGUUCUCUCAUGACACUGACGCUACUGAGAUUGACUCCCUGGACGGGUAUGACAUGCAGGAUGAGGAUGAUGGUCUGUGUGAGAUGGACACUAAACCCUUCAGCCUGCCGGACAGCAGGAAGGACGUGUGGGCCUCAGACAGCAUGCUCCGGUCCUGCGACCGCUCCUUCAGUCAGACCAAACUAGAGGUCAUUGAAGAGGAAAAAACACCGGAGGAGGAAUGCAGAAAGGCUCAAGCUAAAAGUUAUCCAGUUGACAUUAAAACGGAUGGGGCCAGCUCUCAGGACCAGAAGGACAAAGAUGGGUUUUCUGAUACGUACUUUAGUUACAAGCUAGAGGAGGCGUUUGACUCUCCAUUUAAAACUGUUGCUACUAAAGGUCUGGACUUUGACCCCUGGUCCAGUAAAGGAGGUGACGAUGAAGUGGUUGACGCCAGGAUAAAAGACGACGAGCCGAAGCCGUUUGGGCUGGCAGCAGACGACAGGUCACAGGCCACGACCCCAGACACGACCCCUGCCAGAACCCCGACCGAUGAUAGCACCACGCCGACUAGCGAGCCUAACCCAUUUCCCUUCCAUGAAGGGAAGAUGUUUGAGAUGACUCGCAGUGGUGCGAUUGACAUGAGCAAGCGGGAUAUUGUUGAAGAGAGACUGCAGUUUUUUCAGAUUGGCCCUCAGAGCCCCUGUGAGAGGACUGACCUGCGGACGGCCAUAGUGGCAGAUCACUUGGGUCUGAGCUGGACUGAGCUUGCCAGGGAAAUGGAUUUCUCUGUAGAUGAGAUCAAUCACAUCCGUGUGGAUAACCCCAACUCUCUGACCACUCAGAGUUUCAUGCUUUUAAAGAAAUGGGUUAGCAGAGAUGGUAAAAAUGCCACAACGGAUUCCCUUACGGAGGUCCUGACUAAGAUCAAUCGGAUGGAUAUUGUGAAAUUGCUGGAAGGGCCAAUAUUUGACUAUGGUAACAUUUCAGGCACAAGAUGCUUUGCUGAUGAUAACGCAGUUUUCCUGGAUCAGUGUGAUGGCUCCAGCAACAUCCAGCGGGAGCUUCAGACCCCCACAGGGCUGAGCUAUCAGCCCCCCACCCCGCUGUGCAGCGACUACUUCUUUGGUGAGGACGCUGGCCUAGACUCCCCCUCUAGAACGCCCACUAGACCAUGUGACUUGUCACUCACCCAGACCACCAGCAACCUAGGCCCCGCCCCCAAUGCUCAGCCCCCCACCAUGGUGGUAGAGGAAGACACCUCUGGACCGCUAGACUCCCGGGGCGCCGGGGAGGGCGCCGGGGGAGGCGGGAGCCCUGAAGGGGCCUCCACUGAAGACGACACAGGGGUUAGCAGAGAGUCAGUGGCCUCACACGAGCCCCAUGACAGGGAGGCCGGGGUGAGAGAGGAGGCUGAGCAGGAUGUUGACAUGGGGAUGCUGAUACAUCAGAUUGAUCUUCCUCAGGGGGUGGUCAGGGAAGAUGAGUGGCUGGCUGGAGCCACAGGAGACCCACCAGAGACCCUCAGCUCUAGACCUGCCCUGGGGGGAGAGGGUCUUACUACGGGGGGAGAGGGUGGUGGGUCUGGUUCUCCCGAGGAGGAGAUGAGUGAGGAGACGUUAAAGUCUCUGUUGGAGGAGAUGGCGCUGGAGGAAGGCUCGGAGGACGAGGAGAUGACGGAGGACAGGAUAAACGCCAUCUUGUCUCAGGUGCAGCAGGCAGACAAAGAUGUGAUGUCAUCACCUGCAGGUUGGCACAGUGAGACGUCCAGCGUGAACGUGGAGCCCCCGACACCUGGCCGCGGUCUGAGUGCUGAGGGCAUCGACUGCCAGGACACCAGCCCUGUGAACUCCCUGGACUCCCUGACGACGUCACCUGACCGACCAGCAGGGAAAUACAAUGGAGACCACGCUGACUUCCUGUCCCAGCCUGGGUCACUUCCUGAGGCCCAGGGUUCGUCCAACGGGGAGAUGGGUCAUGGCCAGGUGGAGGACGAGGGAAGAGCGUCAGCGUCACAAGGAGGGCAGGAGGAGGGAAGCAGAAGGGCUCUGGAAGAGGACAGCACAGCAGGACCAAGCAGCAAGGAGCAGCAGGAGGAGGAGGGAGGAGUUCAGGGGUCACAGCACAAAGUCCAGGAGGGUGGUAGAGAUAAGGAGACCAGCUCUGAUGAGGAACGGACUGUCACCACCAAGGUGUACCGACGAAGGUUCAUUCUGAAG
Coregonus clupeaformis (lake whitefish) is the source of this 11718-nucleotide messenger RNA. RefSeq names its product ankyrin-3. Gene Ontology annotation, molecular function: protein binding. Gene Ontology annotation, biological process: protein localization to T-tubule; regulation of cardiac muscle contraction; signal transduction. Lineage: Eukaryota; Metazoa; Chordata; Actinopteri; Salmoniformes; Salmonidae. The record is from RefSeq and is a predicted model, not a curated record. Gene Ontology annotation, cellular component: T-tubule.